Molecule: messenger RNA, 504 nt
Organism: Paramecium tetraurelia
Lineage: Eukaryota; Ciliophora; Oligohymenophorea; Peniculida; Parameciidae
Exons: 2
Source: RefSeq, a predicted model, not a curated record
AUGAUUUGCAGACCUCGACUAAUGAAGGAACAACAUGACCUAUAAAAGUUAAAUGACCCCACUAUGAUUAUUUAAGUCAACGAGACUGAUCUACUAAAUUGGUCUGUCUACUUAUUCGGUCCAGAAGACACUCCAUUUGAGAAUGGAAUCUUUAAAAUUAAAGUUUCCAUUCCGCAAAAUUAUCCAAUCUCAGCCCCUACACUUCAUUUUCAAACAAGAAUAUUUCAUCCUAAUGUUCAUAUGGACACGGGAGAAGUGUGUUUAGAAGUACUCUCCUAAAAAUGGGAGCCAAGAUGGACAAUUGAAAGUAUUAUUCGAGCAGUUAGAUUAAUGCUCUAAGAACCCAAUCCAGACAGCCCGUUGAAUUGUGAUGCAGCAAAUUUACUUAGAGCCAAUGAUCUAAUUGGAUACAAAUCAAUUGCUCAAUAUUAUACUAAAAAAUAUGCUAUCGAUAAACAUGAAUAUAUGAAUAAAGUGAAUGCAAAAGACAAGAAAACUUAAUGA